CUGGCAACACGAGCUGCGUGCAACAACGCAACAGCUCAGCGUUGAGAGCCGCCGCUUUUCUCCACACUUCUCCGGGUUCCACGUCAAAGAACCAGUCAACAGUAUGAGUGGGUCUGUUUGUGUUCGUGUGGGGGUCGUCGGCAGCUAGCUGGGGGGGGGGGCGGGUUAGUCAGCUGGCGAGUCUGACGAUCCGACUCAACGUUAGCUGACUUUGAGUUUGUAGCUAACUGAGUUUAGCUAACGCGAAGACGCAGCAUGGGCGACGGCAGCAUCGCUCCCCGGUUCGGCAACGCGAGAGCGUUCCUCGGAAUAGUUGCCGGAGCUGGAGCCUCCUACGGGUUAUACAAACUCCUCAGCGGCGGAGGCUUCAAGAGGAACAAGAAAAGCGCUGCCAAUGAGAGUCCCGGGGUCAGGAGGAGCGAGUCCAGCGAAGCGCCCCUUCCGCCGGGCAGCCUGCUGGCCAGGGUGUCUGGACUGGACGUCGUCGCUCCCCGACCUGUGGAUGCUGCAUCGGGGGAAAUCACCCAGCAGUCCUCUGGUAACCUGGAUCCUCAGCACUUGAAGAUGCUGCUGUCGUGUCUGAAGACCAGCAGUAAUCCAUCCGAGCGAUGCCGGAUGCUGCUGACAUUGGGGAAUUCUGCUGCCUUCACUGUGAAUCAGAAUCUUAUACGGGACUUUGAAGGGAUUCAUAUCAUAGCUGGUUUCCUCUCUGAUCCCCUGGCAGAGGUUAGAGUGCAGACUCUGAAUGUAUUGAAUAAUCUAUGUAUGAACAUCCAAAACCAGGAACAAAUAAAGGUUUAUGUCCCACAAGUGCUGGAGCUGAUUGAGAUGUCAUCAGUGAAUUCGGACCUUCAGCUUGCUGCUCUCAGGCUGCUGACGAACCUUUCCGUCACAGAUAAACACCAACACUUGCUGAAGAAAUCCAUUACCCUUUUACUCUCUCUGCUUGUUGUGAGCAAAGAAGCAUUACAGAUUCAGGCUUCGAAAGUCCUUGUUAAUUUGUCGUCCAAUCCAGAUAUGAUGGAUGACAUUGUUCAAGCUCAGACACCUGCCUCGGUCGUGCUGCUGUUUGAUUCACGGACAGCCACCGCGGUGCUUCUGCGACUGCUGACGUUUGCCGGGAACCUAAAGGCCUGGAGGGCCUCGGCGCAGGUGGCCGAUGAACUGCGGCGGACUCAGGAUUGCCUCUUCCGGGUCAUGUUAGAUGAGUCCUCCCAGCUACACAGCCGACUGGUCCAGCUGCUUUCACACCCUGAUGUUGAGAUUCAGUCCCAGGUGGCCCGCAUCUUGACAUAGACGUCUCUCUCUGCACUCUCCAUCCACACGCAGCUUUUGUCUCGACCGAUUUUGCCAAAGCCAUUGCCCGUCUAGUUCUAUUAUAUAUCUGUUGACUGUAAUCUUCUAAUAUUCAAUGCAGCAUAGCCGCCUGCGGAUGGAUACUCAACUUACACACAUUCUCUUUGCAUCUAAAGUAUUCCCCAGAUAAGUGUUAAUACCACAGAUAUGUGAUCUAUUCCACUUUUCCCUUGUAUUUUACUUUCUUUCACUACAUUUAAUCAAUGCGCGAUGAGUUGAAAAAACCCUUUGCAACCAAUGAAUUUCCUCCUUAUUGCCGGAGACACUGUGGAUCUUUCCUUUCAAAGAUCCACAGUGCCCUUUCUUCUGAGAAGUGAACCUGCUUUCUCUGAAGUCCUGCUCCAGGUGAAAUUUUCUGAAUCUAAACCCACUGCCAAACAUUUUCUAGAGAUAAUGUCAGAAAGACCCGUGCAGCACAAACUAACUUUGUACCCUUCUUUACUACAGGGAGACACUUAAAUGAAAAGUCCACGAGGUUUCUCGCCAUGGAGACACUGUCACAUGGCUGGACUACAACUCCUGUCCUCUCAUUUAUCAGCACGUUGGUUUUAAGGAUGAUGGUCUUCAAGAUGUUAUCUUCAUUGGUGAAUUGAAUGUAAGCAUCAGUGCAUCUUGACUUUGGAAGAGACAGAAUUAGGUCAUCAUACAGGACUGUUGCGCUCAUGUUCUUUGACGAUAUGAGAAGUUUAGUGCGAGGAUGCAGCGUUACUGACGUCAGUCCGAUACUGACCCAAAUAGUUGGAUCAGGUAUUUGAAACCAUUAUAUUUAAUAACAAUUAAAUUCAUAUUUAUGUAUUUGUUGCAUUCUCUUUGACCAUGUUAAGAAGAUAUGUUUAAGUGAAGCCUGAUUUUCCUUCACAUAAAAUGAUGACCUCCGUCUCUUCCACACUGUAAGGUAUACGGCUUAUUAAUUAAACACAGGUAUUGAACUUUGGAUCCGCCGAUGCCCAGGUGUCGAUAUUGGUACUGAAGAAGUCAUAUCGCUGCAUCCCUACAUAAGUGCAUCUAUAGGAAGAACUUGGAGUUUAAACACUGUCUCCCUUGCGUUAAGAGCAGCUUGCACAAGUGGUUGGGACACUUGAUAUAAGCUAAGCAGACUUUGAAUAAAACCCCAGGUUUGAUCCAGGAUGCGCUGGUGGAGUUGCAUCUCUCUCAGAAACACCUGUGAAUUCCCCCGGGUGGAGCUGGAGGAAGUUGCAGGGGAAAAGGAUGUCUGGACUGAUUGUUUCGGCCAACACGAAUGUCGUGCAGAAAUGCAGCUUGAAAAUGAGUUGAGGAGGGAUCGACCUCUGACAAAGGUCUGCAAAAUCUAUUACUUAGUUUAAAUGAACAUUCUUUUGCACCCAUUGAUUGUUGAUUAACAAAAGAGAUGAGUGUUAAAUACAAGCCUUGUCAUCCUAUAUUAUGCAAUUUUCUAUAAUGAGAUCAGCUGAAAGUAACACAUCCACAUAUUGUCUGACCGGUGUUGUGGAGCCAUCUCCUAGUUUAACAUCUAAACGCAUGAAAGAUGUGACGAUUAUCUCAGAAUAUGAUUUCUAUUGCAAGGAUUUUACGACACGAGCCAGACCAGGUCUAAAGAAAUGCUGCACGUUUUUAAUUUUGGACACUGACUUAAACGCAAAUCCUAAAUCUGUUUCAGGCAAUAUGGUUUACGUAAACACAAACAGCAGGAAGCUGGUUUACUUGUGGCCUAAAUCGCCAUAUUUAUUUAAUGAAAAAAUGUUUAUUUUGUCUUUCUGAAUGUUUCAAUAAAUGCUCAAUGUGAAAUAUUA
Gasterosteus aculeatus aculeatus (three-spined stickleback) is the source of this 3128-nucleotide messenger RNA. RefSeq names its product armadillo repeat-containing protein 10-like. Lineage: Eukaryota; Metazoa; Chordata; Actinopteri; Perciformes; Gasterosteidae. Gene Ontology annotation, cellular component: mitochondrion. The record is from RefSeq and is a predicted model, not a curated record.